AUGGACCACAGACUCGGUGGAAAGACGGUUGUGAACGGACAAGUUGUCCCUGCGCCGAAUCGGGGUCCUUCGGGCCUCCCGCAUCUGACGGCCUUUGAUCGUGCGGAAAUCAAACGCAAGGCGGCCUCCGAUGCGUAUGAAGGUAGUGACAGCGAGGGCGACAACUCUGAGAAGGCGUGGCUCAACAACAGAGACAGGAUAAACUACAAGGAGAUGAGCGAUGAGGAGGAUGAUGAUGGUAACGAUGAGGACAGUGAUUACCACGAUGUACCAAUGCCUUCAACGACAGUCCGACACAUCAAACGCCGUAGAACCACAGUUCCCAAGGUUGGAUCAUCCGGCGCACGCAUUGAGAAAAAGGCUGGCUCGAAGCGUACCAAAGCUCUUGGGAAGAAGCCACAACAAGUUGCAACUACUGCUCGUAACGCUACUGUCUCGGAUGGAAAGCCUUCCCGCAAAGCUCCUGCAAAAGAGGCUCCUCGAAAGGGAUCUCUCACAUCAACAGUAUCCACCUCAGCUCCUACAAGGUCAACCACAACCAAGGAGCCCAGACUACACUGGACGUAUGAGAUGCGCUUCGUCCUACACCAGCUGUUCAAAGAAGAUGUCUUCAUCACCAAGCAGGAGACCGGGGACAUCUUCAACCAUCUCUUCCAGGUUGAGCUGACACAGCUUGGCUUCCAGCAGGCGGUGCCGUACGAGAAGAUGCGGAAGGCAUACAGCGAUUCUACCCGGAACAGAGUCAUCCGCGACUGCAUCAAGAUCGUUGCGGAUGAGCUGGCUGAUGAGAUGGCUGAUGAAUCCAACGCUGCGUCCGAUCUUCGCGAUGAGAUGGGGAUUGAGGUGGUCUACGCAGCUGAGCUUCUUGGCAUCAAGAUCGGACCACAGGAGGAGGAGCUUGUGGUGUAG
Molecule: messenger RNA, 909 nt
Organism: Ramularia collo-cygni
Lineage: Eukaryota; Fungi; Ascomycota; Dothideomycetes; Mycosphaerellales; Mycosphaerellaceae
Exons: 1
Coding region: 1-909 (302 amino acids)
Source: RefSeq, a predicted model, not a curated record